This is a messenger RNA of Rasamsonia emersonii CBS 393.64, 951 nucleotides long. RefSeq names its product UMTA methyltransferase family protein. NCBI's taxonomy places the organism in Eukaryota, Fungi, Ascomycota, Eurotiomycetes, Eurotiales, Trichocomaceae. The transcript is spliced from 7 exons. The coding region runs from base 1 to 951 and encodes 316 amino acids. The record is from RefSeq and is a predicted model, not a curated record. Gene Ontology annotation, molecular function: methyltransferase activity.
AUGGCUGAAUCCACCACCCGGCCACGAGGACGUUCUCCGCCGAAGCCUGCAAACGGGACGGCGACAGAGACAGAGAGAUUCGUCAAUGCCACUACGGGGAUCGUCGCUGAUGACGACUCCAACGAGUACGAAGAAACGAUAUGGUCCUCCUCAGAUAGCGCGUCCAUCGCAUCCAGCGUGUUGAACUAUCAGUACGAGAACGGUCGCCGCAUGCCAAAUGAUGAAUGGGAGCAGGACCGGCUUGAUCUGGCGCACCACGUCGCCUUCCCCAACGCCCGUGUCAUUGGUACCGACCUCAGCGCCAUCCAACCGCGCAAUACCUCGCCAAACGUCGAGUUUGUGACCGAUGAUUUUGAGGAGGAUUGGCUGUAUCCGCCAGACUAUUUUGAUUUCAUCCAUGCGCGGACUAUUUCUGGCUGCGUCCACGACUGGCCUCGCCUCCUGCGGCAAUCAUACACCCACCUCAAACCAGGCGGCUACUUCGAGAUCGUCGAAGUCGCCAUCUGGGCCUGGAGCGACGACGGCAGUCUGAAAGAGGACUCGCCCUACAUCCAAUGGCUGACGCACCUGAACCAGGCGGGCGACAAGACGGGCCGGAAGAUGAACGUCGCGCCGGAGCUGAGGCGGUGGGUCACCGACGCCGGGUUCGAGGACGUCACCGAGAAGGUGUACGUCGUUCCCCUGGGCCCCUGGCCGAAGGAUCCAAGACUGAAAGAGCUGGGCAAGUGGGAGACGGUUGUGGCGCCGGAGUCGGUCGAGGCGUAUGGGCUGCGGCUGUAUACGCAGAUCUUGGGCAGGAGUCCGGAGGAGGCGAGGACUCAGCAGGAGAGGGUCAAGAAGCAGUUCAGAGAGAGGUCGCUGCACGCGUAUACCAAGGUGUACGCGGUCUACGGAAGAAAGCCCCAAGCGAAACCGGCUUGCACAGCGCAGCAGACGACUGCCAAGGAGUGA